Molecule: messenger RNA, 1802 nt
Organism: Limulus polyphemus (Atlantic horseshoe crab)
Lineage: Eukaryota; Metazoa; Arthropoda; Merostomata; Xiphosura; Limulidae
Product: dexamethasone-induced Ras-related protein 1-like
Exons: 2
Coding region: 282-989 (235 amino acids)
Molecular function (GO): GTP binding; GTPase activity
Source: RefSeq, a predicted model, not a curated record
GCUAGAAGCGCGCCGCCCACACUUGUAAUAUGGUUACUAUAGUUACUAUAACACCCGGGAGUUCCGGCAGUCUUACUCAGUCGACGAAGAGCUGCGAACCAUCGGAAUCACCGAGUGAACGAUCGGACGUAAACGGAACAUUCGUGGGCAGAAGUUGUAGCUGAUACAAAAACCGACGGUAAACUUUCACGCAGGUGGCUUCACGCGAAGAUAACGUGCAGGAGGGAUGGAGCCAUCCAAACAGUGUUCCCCGGCAACGGAGAGCGUCCCUAUUUCGGGAAAUGGAUCACAAGACUCCGGGGUUCUCUCAUGGCCGACUGAUGCGAGCGGCCUCUAUAGCUCAAGAUGUGGCAAUAAGUUCUUCUUUAAAAGAUCACUAUAGGCUGGUUGUCAUGGGGUCCUCACGAGUGGGUAAGACGGCCAUUAUUAAGCGUUUCCUGUACCAAUCAUUUACCGCUGAAUAUAAACCUACUGUAGAAGAGCUGCUGACUACAGAAUAUGACGUAAGAGGUGCCAUCCUCAAACUGGAUAUUCUUGACACAAGUGGAAGCUACGAAUUUCCUGCAAUGCGACACCUGGCGAUCAGCUCCGGAGAUGCCUUUGUGCUCGUGUAUUCCAUUGACGAUGCCGACUCCUUUGAAGAGGUGCGUCGCCUCCGAGAUUCGGUGUUGGAGAUUCGGUCAUCGGGCGUCCCUAUUGUAGUAGCCGGCAAUAAAAGUGACCUAGAGGAGAAGAGGUCAGUACGGAAGGAAUUAGCUGAAACCUUAGUAUGUAUAGACUGGGAACACGGUUUCGUCGAAAGCUCGGCGAAGGACAACAUCAACAUCUCCACCAUCUUCAAAGAGUUGUUUCUGCAAGGUCAUCUGGACUGCCCCAAACCUAGCUUUCCACCCUCGAGGGGGCGCAGGAGUUCACUUCCGGUCAACGCCAUUCCUGUGUAUUUUAAAGGAAAACAUUCUCCAAAACGGAGCAGUUGUGCUCUAUCUUGAACUAUCUGGAAAUCAGUGCUGACUCAACUCCUGUUUAAUUCAGUUUGUGUUUUGUUUUAUGUAUAGGUAGAGACUUCUUCGUGCUGUAAAAACGUUGGUUCUUCUUCUUGUUUUCUUAGUGCAAACACAAUGGGAUAUCUACAACAUGUCCACCACGGGGAAUUGAACCCUAGAUUUUUAUCCACAGAGGUAUAAAAAUAUUGGAAAGGUUAAUUAGUUAACACAUAAAUAUAAUUCAGUAUUUUUAUCAUUGUAUUCAAAUAUUUUGUACGUUGUUGGGGAAUUGUUGGAAUAAAAACGAUGGGUGAAGAAUGAAUACAUGCUUUGCAGGUGUCCUUUUUGGGUCACGAGUAAAGUUCAGUGUCACAGUUUAAACAAGUGAAGUCGGUGAGUGUCGUGCCUUGAGUUUAGAUACACACGUGACUUCACGAAGUUGGUGUUUCGAUGGCACGAGUUAGGAGAAUCACGUGACUUCUUUACGUCAGAGCUUGACGUGCUGUGAGUUUAGAUAAACACGUGACUUUACGAAGUUGGUGUUUCGAUGGCACGAGUUAGGAGAAUCACGUGACUUCUUUACGUCAGAGCUUGACGUGCUGUGAGUUUAGAUACACACGUGACUUCACGAAGUUGGUGUUUCGAUGGCACGAGUUAGGAGAAUCACGUGUCUUCUUUACAUCAGAGUUUGACGUGGAGCGACACAAAGAAAAGUUUAGCUUUAUCCAUCAAUUUAUUUAAAAACUUAAAUGUAUUUAAGUGUUUUAUAUGUGAUUAGGUACGCUGUAUAUUUCCAUGAGUCUGGUUCAAUAAAGUUAU